Rosa chinensis is the source of this 881-nucleotide messenger RNA. Its product is annotated as TSET complex member tstD. The transcript has 5 exons. Gene Ontology annotation, biological process: retrograde vesicle-mediated transport, Golgi to endoplasmic reticulum; intracellular protein transport; intra-Golgi vesicle-mediated transport. Gene Ontology annotation, cellular component: COPI vesicle coat. The coding region runs from base 118 to 561 and encodes 147 amino acids. NCBI's taxonomy places the organism in Eukaryota, Viridiplantae, Streptophyta, Magnoliopsida, Rosales, Rosaceae. The record is from RefSeq and is a predicted model, not a curated record.
GCUCAAACAUCUCUGCUCAGAUAUACAAAAGACGAGAGACCAUUUCUUGAAACGAGUAUUGGUAUUCCAUUCUGAUUGUCUCUCUGUUUACUACCCAAUUCUGCGAGGAAGCUAGCUAUGAUACUCGCAGUGUUAUUCGCCAACUCUGAAGGGAACAUCCUAGUUGAACGUUUCAAUGGAGUUCCUGCUGAGGAACGGCUGCAUUGGCGAUCUUUCUUAGUCAAACUAGGAGCUGAUAAUCUUAAAGGUGUGAAGAAUGAAGAACUCCUUGUUGCCUGCCACAAGUCAGUUUACAUUGUUUACACUGUGCUUGGGGAUGUCAGCAUCUACAUUGUGGGGAAGGACGAAUAUGAUGAACUAGCCUUGUCAGAGGUGAUCUUCGUUAUAACAUCCGCUGUGAAGGACGUAUGCGGGAAGCCUCCCACUGAGCGCCUUUUCCUGGACAAGUAUGGAAGAAUUUGCUUGUGUCUGGAUGAAAUUGUUUGGAAGGGAUAUCUGGAGAAUACAGAAAAGGAAAGAAUCAAGAGAAUGAUACGGCUAAGGCCUCCUACUGAAUUUUGAUUGGAUGCUUCUGGCUGUAACCAGCGAUUGGAGGACAGAAUAGAAUCAUGUGGUCUGAGGGAGCAGAAUGUGUCAUAGGAGAAUGCUGAUUCCUCCGCAGUAUGUUUUUCAGGUUUUGUGAAGGCUUAAUGUUUCCAGACCUUUAAUGGAGAGAUUUUCUUGGAUUUUGAUUGAGAGAGGAGGAGACAGCAACGAUGUAGUAAAUGCCUGAUUUCUAUAUUUUGAACAUGAUGACAUGUCAAUCUCUUAUACUGUAUGCCUGAAACAAUGAAUUGAGUGAGUUAAUAUAGCAGAAAUAAGGCGGUUCUUGUGGAUGAUUA